Lottia gigantea (owl limpet) is the source of this 729-nucleotide messenger RNA. RefSeq lists its product as hypothetical. The transcript has 4 exons. Gene Ontology annotation, molecular function: catalytic activity. Lineage: Eukaryota; Metazoa; Mollusca; Gastropoda; Lottiidae. The annotation marks the transcript as partial. The record is from RefSeq and is a predicted model, not a curated record.
GAUAACAACUCAGUUUUAUUCUUUAUUCAUGGUGUUGGUGGCUCAUCAGAUAUUUGGAAAUCUCAGAUUGACUAUUUUAGAAAAUUGGGAUAUGAAAUCGUUGCUCCCGAUUUAAUAGGACAUGGUUUGAGUUGUGCACCAAAAGAUUUAAAGAGUUAUCAUUUUGACCAGAUUGCUGCUGAUAUAGAAGAGAUUUUUGAUAAAUAUUGUAAAAGAAACAAUGUUGUUAUUGGACAUUCCUAUGGAUGUUCCUUUGCAGCAUUUUUAGCCCGAAACAGAACGCGGAGAGUCACUAAGUUGGUAAUGAUAAGUGGUGGAGGACCAAUACCUCUAGCACCCCAAACUAAUGUAUUUUCUCUACCAGUCUCAAUAUUAUCCUGUCUCAGACCAUGUGUUCAGUGUAAAUAUGAAAGGAGCGCAUUUAGUCAAUCAAAGAAACCAGAUAAAUUAUCAUAUGAAGCAUUUUCAAUACCAACUUAUGUUUUAAGUAAUAUAAUGAAAGGUCAGAUUUGGUCAGAUGGUGAUGAGUUUUAUCACAACUGGAUAGUUAGUCCUACUUUGUUAAUUUAUGGUCAACAAGACAAACUGAUUACAUUGAGGGAAGAAGAAAGGAUGAGAGAGGCUAUAUAUAACUGUGAGUUGCAAGUUUUACCAGAAGCAGGACACAUGGUGAUGUUGGAAGAACCAGAAACUGUUAAUAAACUUCUCCACGAAUUUCUAUUGCAAGAU